Amorphotheca resinae ATCC 22711 is the source of this 2671-nucleotide messenger RNA. RefSeq lists its product as hypothetical. The transcript is spliced from 7 exons. Gene Ontology annotation, biological process: cytoplasmic microtubule organization; cytoskeleton-dependent intracellular transport. Gene Ontology annotation, molecular function: microtubule binding; dynein light intermediate chain binding. The coding region runs from base 177 to 2591 and encodes 804 amino acids. NCBI's taxonomy places the organism in Eukaryota, Fungi, Ascomycota, Leotiomycetes, Helotiales, Amorphothecaceae. Gene Ontology annotation, cellular component: cytoplasm; centrosome. The record is from RefSeq and is a predicted model, not a curated record.
AGCAACUCCAGACAACGAACCUUGCGCAUAAAUCACCUGCAACGCCCGCCUCUCCGACCAAGAUGUCAGAUAGCUCUCGAACAAUUCCACAUAAACCGUAUCUCUUUUACAAUUCGUCCUUUUUCUACGUCUACUCGUAAACCGCCGAGCCGAACACGAAGGGGUCCAUCUCGACGAUGCCGACCAUGCCAUAUACUCGGGGUACAGAAACAGCUCUGCUGAAAUGGGUGAACACAUUCCCCCUCGACUCCAAGGUCGAGUCCCUAGCAGAGCUGAGCGAUGGUCUUGCCUUGGGUGCGAUGCUGGAGGAUAUCGAUUCCCACUACUCCAUAAAUGAUCUUGAGAGACAUUCCAGUCCUUCUAAAUGGCUGAGUAAGAAGAGGUGCCUCGAGGCCGUUUACAGAUCACUACUUCGAUAUAUCCGCAACCACACCCUAGACCUCAAUUAUCUUACACUCGAAACCACAAUAGAUUUUGAUAUCAUUGCAGAGCACGAUGAUGUUCAGGAAACGAUGAAGCUCCUCACGAUUUUUUUGAUGGCGGCAGUCAAUGGCCCUACGAAGGAGAAAUACAUCGGCAACAUCAUGAAUCAACUCGAUGAGUCCGCGCAGCUCCAGAUUAUGGAUCUUAUACAGAAGCUCGGAAAGCUUGAAGAAGUACACGCAAGCUCCAAUUCUACUGAUUCAGCUCUCCCCCAGAAACUGACCAACGAUCUCCAACUCGCAUUUGAAGAAGAACAUGCGACUUUACUCCACGAGCAUGAAGCUUUGAAGAAAAAGCAUGCUGACUUUAUCACUCGGUUUGAACAUCUGCAAGCCAAAAAUGAUGAUUUACACGACCAGAAUGAUAGGAUAGAGGAGCAGUUGCGGUCCCUUCAGGAGUCAAACAGUGGAGAUCAGGCUGAAUAUAUAAAGGCCUUGCGAAAGCAAAUCGAAGAGAGAGACGAGCUUAUUGCAACGCAUGAACAGGAAGCGGAAGCCAGUCGAAUAACGAAGGAGAAGCAGAGCAGAGAACUUGCUUCCCUGAGGCCCACUGCCCAGCGACUUCUGGAGCUCGAGGAUGAGGUUAAGGUGCUAAAGACUGAAAACGCUUCUCUAACCAAGAAGGCAAACAUGGUGGAUCAUUUUCAGAAGAAACUCGAAUUGCAGAGUGGUAUCGAGAGAGAGAACGCUAACUUGCGAGAAAAAAUUGAUAUUCUCCAGGGAAAUCAAAAAGACUUUGACAAGGUUUAUGCAGAGAACGAUGCCCUGAAGACGACAAUUGGCGAAUACAAGAAAAGGUUUCAGGCUUAUGAAGCUGAAGUCAUGACAUUAACAACCCAGAAAGCAACUCUUCAGGCAGAGCAUCGCUUCUCUUUGGAGAGAAUCGAAGCGCUCACUGCAAGCAAGCAGCAUGAUGAGGAAUUUAUAAGGGGCCUACAGGAGCAAAUUAACAGUGGCGACCAGCAUCAGUCUUCCCCCAAAUCACCAGGCAGAUCAGGCGGUCUGACCUUAGAAGAAGAGCUGGAACAAAGCGAUGAUCCAACCCCUAACUAUCUGCUAGAAAUAUCCAGGCUGAAAGCUGAGAAUCAACUUCUCAAGAGCAACACUGCUGGAACCUCCAACGCUACGCUUCGAAUCGAUCUUGAAGAGUCCGAAAGAAUUCGUAAGAGGCUUGAGGAGAAUCUCCAAGAACUCACUGAGCAGCAUGCUCUUGCGCAAGAGCAAUUACAAGCAGUCAUCAGUACCUCUUCACCCGAAAAGGACGAUGCCGUUUUACAUACUAGAAAACUAUAUCUUGAAGCCAACCGAGAACUUUCGUCAACCAAGAGCAAGCUGGCCGAGCUCGAGGCUGCCCUUUCAAGUCGGGAUCGAGAACUACUUACCACGAAAGCAGACCUUGCCGCUGUUGAUCGAGACGAGAUUGAAGCGUUAGAUGAUCUCAAAGCGACCAAUCAGAUCAUCACUUCAUCACUUCAAAAUGAUUUGAUGGUUCUUGAGAGCAAAUACAAAAACAUAAAAACUGAUUACGAGCAGCAGAAAUCGCAUCUAGUCGAAGCCCUCCUGGCGAAGGAUAAACUUCGGCAGGAGCUUGCUGGCAUGAAAGAAGGAAGAAACUCGGUCGGUGAGAAUGACGCUCCCGCAGCAGGAGCCCAUACCACGGAUGAACAGACGAAUACGGAACUACAAACAUUGAAAGAGGUAAGCAAUGAAGCUGUCCCUCUAAAUGCGCAGCUUUCUUUUGAAAGCCCCGCAUUGUUGCAUCUUCCCUCUCAUCUUUGUCUCGAUCCGUAUACCUCCAAGUCCGAGCAACUCGACAACAUUGCCCAAAUAGAUGAGGCUGCUCUACUUAUACUUGAGCGCGAGGCAAUUGGCGCCCUUCAGAACUCAAAAACGGAUGACACCCAGAUCGCUGUUCAUAUCUCUCUUCCUAUGUCUCCAUCAAAGCCCAGCCCGGUUCGGAAACAAAUUUUCCGUGCGAGGAAAUGGACUAAUGAUGAAUGGGUAAAUUCCACGACGGUGACUGACGAUACUCGCAGCAAACCGAGAAACAAGAAAGGGUCAUCCAAGACCUACAGCAACGGCUCAAAAUGGCCGAGGAAGGCGGUGUAGAUGCGCAGAAGGUACCGUGUCAAGUUUUCCUUGUUAUUACUAAUUCCGUCGAUUUUCUAAAUAUUAUGAACGUCUCUAUU